CCAUGCGGAACCAACAGCGCCUAUAAAUAUUAGGCUAGUAAAGAAAGUCUGGAGGACAUUUCAUUGAACAAACCAGCAGAGUGAAGAACACUUCUAACAUGUCCCAGCUCCCGUUUUUUGUGAUGUUUUAUGCUCUUUCUUCACUCCAGAUUUUGUUUAUUAAGGCAAAGGAAGAAUGCCAGAUAUCUGAAGUGUCAAAGCUCAAAGAAGAAAUUCGCAAGCUUAAUAAUAAACUGUUGGUCGGGGAGUGGAAAGUUAUGCAUCUGCGUGAUCACCGUCGCUUCAAGUUAUUACCACAAGACCACAGUAAGACAUAUGAAAACAACACUGAACCAUUACCAACUUCAAUGAAGACUGGAGGCAACUUACUGGUUCAUGACAGAGAUUGCUCUGAGUUAUACGAUAGACUGAAACCAGAAACUGGAUUCUACAGAAUUAAGCCCAAAUCAUCAGUUGAACCGUUCCUUGUGUACUGCGAUAUGGAUGAUGGUGGGGGCUGGACUGUGAUUCAAAAACGGGUAAAUGGUAAAGUUAGUUUUGACAGAACCUGGGAGGAAUACAAGAACGGAUUUGGUCACUUCCAGUCGAGUAAAGACGAAUUCUGGCUUGGGAAUGAUCAUAUUCAUGCCUUGCUUAAAGACGGUGAAAAUGUGAUGAAAAUUGAUUUGAUGGAUUGGAAAGGACAGCGGUCCUAUGCAAUGUAUGAUAACUUCAAAGUGUCCGCCGAAAAGGAUAAGUACAGGUUGCACUAUGGGAUGUACAGUGGUCAGGCAGGAGAUGCCCUGUCUGGAGGAGCCAAUAUGGUAGAGCAGUGGUCAGCGUCUCAUAAUGGCAUGCAAUUCAGCACUCGUGACCAGGAUCACGAUCGAUACCGGCAAGGCAACUGUGCUGUGGAAAACAGAGGAGGCUGGUGGUACAACAGGUGUCAUGCUGCCAAUCUCAAUGGGAGAUUUUACAGAGGUGGAGAGUACAAAGCCAAGUAUGAUAAUGGUGUGGUCUGGAGCACCUGGAAAGGGCUGUGGUACUCUCUCAGACACACCACCAUGAAGAUUCGACCCAGCACCUACAUGGAUAAUCUAGGUAGUGGAGCAGGACCGGCAGAGUAAAAAGGCACACUUAAAAUCUCUUUAUACAUUUAUGUACUUUACAGUGUAUUAAAGAAGCUAUAUGUAGAUUUUUGACUGUACAACAUAUAAAAAAACACUAUACAUUUUUUACAGAGAUGUAUGAAACAUGUUAACUUCACAUUUCUGUUUCUCUAAAAACUCUGUUGUAUUCUUUUGAAGUUCCACGUUCCGGAGUGGAACGUUUGUUUUUGUUUUGGUCUGUGUGAACUUGCCACUGCCAAUUUACCCAAUAGAGUAUGUUGAUCGCUCGGUUGCCAGUGAUCAUUGGUUGCUUAAAUGUGACCUCUGGUGGAUGCAACAUCCAAAAUCAACAGAUUGAGGUAUAAAAAGGCCUUUUUGUAAUUUGCAAUCAACAAAAACAUUGCAAAUAUAAAAUCAAGGAAAUAAACAUAUGCUUUCCAUCAUCGGUUGCUCUCCUGUAGGUAUCUGGGAACCUUAGAGGGUGAUAAUAAAUCGAAUACAUUUUGAAUUUAGACUGCGAUACCAAGUUUAACGACUAAAGGUAAAUCUUACAUACAGCCCCUUUAACUGUGGCCAUUAUUUACUGUGGUUAUAUUAUAAAAAUGCAGCAAAAUGUGUGGCAAAAGCCAAGGAGGAUUCAAUGGGGAUUAAGUAACUCAUUUUGUGAAUUUCCUUUAUGUUUCCCCACUAACUAAAUAAUAAAAUGUAAAAAUUU
This is a messenger RNA of Misgurnus anguillicaudatus (oriental weatherfish), 1803 nucleotides long. Lineage: Eukaryota; Metazoa; Chordata; Actinopteri; Cypriniformes; Cobitidae. The record is from RefSeq and is a predicted model, not a curated record.